Messenger RNA from Coccinella septempunctata (seven-spotted ladybird), 980 nucleotides. Its product is annotated as 2-aminoethanethiol dioxygenase. Gene Ontology annotation, cellular component: mitochondrion. Gene Ontology annotation, molecular function: oxidoreductase activity, acting on single donors with incorporation of molecular oxygen, incorporation of two atoms of oxygen. NCBI's taxonomy places the organism in Eukaryota, Metazoa, Arthropoda, Insecta, Coleoptera, Coccinellidae. The coding region runs from base 157 to 849 and encodes 230 amino acids. The transcript has a single exon. The record is from RefSeq and is a predicted model, not a curated record.
UGUGCUUCUGUGAUUAUAAUUAUGAAAACAAAUAUAAAUUUAUGUGAAAUGUAAAGAAAAUCUACAUGACAAGUUGAAUAAUCUGCUUAUUUUAAAAUCUAAUAAUCUGCCUCCGAGUUUUGGCUAUUGAAAAACCUUAUUUGAUGUGACCUAAAGAUGAGUCAGUUAAACUUGCUCUUAAAACAGGCUCUUCAGACAUUCACUUGUACAAGAGAAUUGUUUCACCAAAAUUUGGAUAUUCUAGUGAAGCUCAUGAAUAAAAUAUGUUUGGAUGAUGUCAGAAUAAAUCCAGUCCUGCUUAGUAAUGUUAUUUGGGAAAAACCUAACAAAGCACCAGCAACAUAUGUCCAUAUCUUCGAAGAUCUCGAUAUCACUAUGGGUAUUUUCAUUUUGAAACCUGGCUUACUAUUACCUCUUCAUGAUCAUCCAGAAAUGCAUGGCUUGAUCAAAGUUAUUCAUGGUAAAGUAAAAAUAACGAGUUACUCAUUGAAUACAGACAGUGUAGAAAUAUUCAAUAAUGAAAAUGGUCAAGCUUUCUCAGAACCACUGACUCCAAUCAUCGCAGAAAAAACUUCUGAAAUUACUGUUGACUCUAGCAAUGCUUGUUCAAUCUUAUAUCCUGAACAUAAGAAUAUACAUCAAGUAGAAUGUAUAAAUGGACCAGCAGCAUUUAUGGACAUUUUAUCUCCACCCUAUGAUACUAUUAAUGAACAUGGAGAAAUGAGGAGAUGCAACUAUUAUAGAGUAUUAGCUGAGGUUGCACCCAAUAUUUUCAAGUUACAAAAGACUGAUUCACCAUCAACAUUCUGGACGGAUUCUGCACCAUUUAUAGGCAAAUUAUUCGGGUGAUGAUUCAAGAACGCUUCCUGAUAGUUAGGUUUUUCCUAUGUAUAGUUAUUUAUUGCUUAUGUGCAAGUAAUGUUACUGUGCUGUGUUCAAAUGUUACUAAUUUUCUUGGAAAUUAAAAAAUAUUAGAUUUA